This is a messenger RNA of Plasmopara halstedii, 2070 nucleotides long. RefSeq names its product Aspartyl protease. Gene Ontology annotation, biological process: proteolysis. NCBI's taxonomy places the organism in Eukaryota, Oomycota, Peronosporomycetes, Peronosporales, Peronosporaceae. The record is from RefSeq and is a predicted model, not a curated record. Gene Ontology annotation, molecular function: aspartic-type endopeptidase activity. The transcript has 4 exons. Bases 1 to 2070 code for a protein of 689 amino acids.
AUGAAGCGCCUGCUUGACGGAGUGCCAGCUUUUGGAGCGGUCGUUUUAAUGAGUUUAACACUAGAGCCCAUGUCUGGUAUGGUAAUGCAACUGCACCGGAUACCGAGACAUGACCAUCAUUCAGAGCGGUACUUGAGACGCCUUAACAUUGAGGAGGAAGCACCAGAAGUGGUGCCACUACACCUUGGACUGGGGACACAUUAUACGUGGGUAUACGCUGGUACUCCACCUCAAAGGGCGUCUGUUAUUGUUGAUACUGGAAGUGCAUUGAUGGCAUUCCCGUGCUCGGGCUGUGAUGGAUGUGGUAACCAUACAGACCAGCCAUUUGAUACUGUGAAUUCAUCCACACUAGUCCACGUGACUUGUGAACACGAAACCAUCUUUCGAUGUAGUGAAUGCAAGUUACAGUCGGAUACAUGCAAAUUUUCGCAAUCGUAUUUAGAAGGAAGUACAUGGAAAGCUACGGUGGUUGAGGAUAUUGUGUAUCUAGGUGGCGAUUCGAGUUUCCAUGAUGUUUCGAUGCGCAAUCAUUAUGGAACACAUUUUCAAUUUGGGUGCCAAAAUGCCGAAACAGGAUUGUUUGUCACUCAAGUUGCAGAUGGAAUUAUGGGUCUCUCAAAUGCCGACAACCAUAUUGUGGCGAAAUUACACCGGGAGAAUAAAAUUCCAAAUAACCUAUUUUCACUAUGUUUUACCGAAAAUGGUGGUUCCAUGGCCAUUGGGGAGCCAUUUAAAUCAGCACAUCGUGGUUCUAUUGACUAUGUUAAGUUGCUGGCUGAUCGGUCAACUACCCAUUUCUAUAAUGUCAAUAUGAAAGAUAUUCGUAUUAAUAAUGUCUCGAUUCAAGCGAAAGAAGAAGCGUAUACACGUGGUCACUACAUUAUCGACAGUGGCACAACAGACUCGUAUCUUCCACUGACAUUAAAGAAUGAAUUUCUUAAAGUAUUUCAAGAAGUUUCCGGUCGUGAGUAUCAAUCGGGUGACAAAUGUAAGAGUUUUACCAUCACUGACUUAGCUUCUCUACCAACGAUUCAAUUGGUAAUGGAAGCGUAUGGUGAUGACAAGACGGACGUGAUUCUUAAUGUACCACCUGAACAAUAUCUUUUUGCCACUAAUGGUGCGUAUUGUGGAAAUUUAUAUCUUUCCGAAAACUCAGGUGGGGUCAUUGGUGCUAAUCUUAUGAUGGGUCGAGACGUCAUUUUUGAUCUUGGAAAUCAGCGCGUGGGUUUUGUUGAUGCUGAUUGUGCAUUUGAUGGAGUGAAUAGUACAACACCUCCAUUAAUUCACAAGAGUAUUAAUGUAAAUGCAAUGAAUCGACCGACGGCAGUGAAUCAGACAAACGUGUCUUCUCAUAGUCCUACACCUUCUAGCGAAACAAAACCAUCAGCAGUUUUAAACGUGUCGACACCUCAGUCAGCUUCGACAUCUUUAAAAAUUGAGCCUCCAGGUACAGUCGAGCCAAGUGUUGACUUGAAUGUAACAGUGCAAUCAAAUACAAAAGAAACGGCCGCAAUCACGGAAUCAACAAGCGAUUCGUCAUCUAUGGAGUCUGAAGCCUAUGAUUCGUCGUCUUCCGAUUCAGAAGCGUUUGAAACGUCAUCUUUAGAUUCGGAAGCUGAUACGGUCACCACCUCCGACAUGCAUCAAACCAUUCAACCUUCAUCUUUAGAUUCGGAAGCUGAUACGGUCACCACCUCUGACAUAAAUCAAACCAUUCAACCGUUAUCAAAUGAUAGACCAGAAGAUUCUGAGGCGUCAUCUUCGUCUGCUAUAGACCACACAGCAAAUACCAAAUCGUCUGGUACUCAUCCAUUAGUGCUUACGAUUGUCGGCGCUGUUUUGGUCGUUGGAUUUCUCGUAAUGAUGUUUAUUUCAGUAAGUCGACGAAGACAAAAGGAUGGCAAAGAGCAACUUUGGAGUCGUACAAAUUUUCACAAACAUCAACGAUUACAACAGGAAGAAAAGGAUCAUAGCGACAGCAGUAGCAACGAUGACGAAGACGAAGUGUUUGAUCGAAAUGUUUUACACGAAGAGUCCAAGACGGAACAGUCGACGUUAGAUCGACUUUAG